AUGAAGGCCAUAUUAUCCAAUCUUCAACUCCAACAGUACUUGCCAACGUUUCAAAGACACAAUAUUGAUUUGAAAGUUUUCCUAACAAUGAAUGAGCAGACUCUGCAGUCCGUCGGUGUUUUAAACGAAACGCACAGAAGAAUUUUGGUAAUAUGCAUACGAAAACUUUCCCAGCUACUGGCCACGGUUAACUUGAUCGAAGAGCUGGAUGAACGUUUACUGUCACCAAUCGCUGAGGAGGCACCAGAAAUCUUUUCAGGUGAUGUUGAUUAUAGAUCACCUGACUUAACCUCCGGCGACAAAUCCGAUGAGUGUGUACCAAUAAAACCGGAUUCACCACCAGCGUAUACUUUCGAAUCACAAGAAAUAGAUAUAUCCCCUCCGAUAGGACUGUUGACCUCAAAAAACGUAAAGUCAAGUAAUCCCUCGUUUGGGAAAAGAUCAAGUCUCUUGGUACAAGGUAGUAAUGCGAAUGGAGAAGAUACUGACGGUGAGGAUUUCGGUCGGCGUCAUUCAAUGCCGGUAUUGCCAUCAUAUAUUGAUGCGGUAAAGGGACGA
This is a messenger RNA of Acaulospora colombiana, 558 nucleotides long. Lineage: Eukaryota; Fungi; Glomeromycota; Glomeromycetes; Diversisporales; Acaulosporaceae. The record is from the annotation of a GenBank genome assembly.